Onthophagus taurus is the source of this 984-nucleotide messenger RNA. RefSeq names its product crimpy (gene cmpy). The record is from RefSeq and is a predicted model, not a curated record. Lineage: Eukaryota; Metazoa; Arthropoda; Insecta; Coleoptera; Scarabaeidae. Gene Ontology annotation, biological process: regulation of cell growth; regulation of signal transduction. Gene Ontology annotation, cellular component: extracellular region. Gene Ontology annotation, molecular function: insulin-like growth factor binding.
GGUUAAUAAAAAAUGUAAUUUGUAGUUUAUUAAUAAUAAUUAAAGAGGCGUAAAAACUUGUUGAAAUCGUUAAUUAAAAGAAAAGUUGGAACAUGAAAAGUGCGCUUUUACUCGCGUUUGUUACUUUGGUUGUUUUCUGUAGUGGUUUAACAGCCCCUGCUUGUGUUUGUGAUAGAAGAGAGUGUGAAAUUGUCAACGAAGUGGAUUGUCCCGGUCAGGGAAUUGUCGUUUGGGAUCCAUGCAAAUGUUGUCAAGAGUGUGCAAAAACUGAAGGAGAACCGUGUGGAGGCGAACUUGGUUUUAGCGGAACUUGCGAACCAGGUUUGUCCUGUCAGCAACCGGGCAGAACCCCUGCUGAAGGCACGUGCAGACCCAUCGGUCUUGAUGGCGACGGAGACACGUGAAACCCGUCCAAAUCUUACCAGGCACAGUACUGGUGGAGGCAUCGGGUUCGGCCUUUGCAGUGGACUUUCCGUUCGGUGCCGUACAAGAGAAUGGGAAAACUUUUUCCAUGGGAUCAGAUCAUAUCUCUCUGCGAGGGUCGAUUGGUAAGGAAAUGGAUUUGAUCCGAGUAAACGGGCCCAAAAACACAACCUCUGUUCGCCGCCGUAUUUCUUUCAUUGGUGUUUCGUCUACGCCGACAAUAACUUCCGCUGCAUGCUGCUCUUUCUUUUACGGACAAUAAUUAGGCGAGAAUCAGAUUCCGGGGGAAGAUCUAUUCCAUCAUUUGUAUCCGAUUCAAAUUGGAUAAGAUUGAAAUUGCUGUUUGUACAUAUCUUGCUUAAAAUACAAAAAAAAUUAAAACGAUAAACAGAAUUUUGCUACUUCUUACCGAUCACCUAAUUUACAACAGAGAUAAGUGCGUGUAUAUAUGUAUAUUGUAAUGUAAGUAAAAAAGCAAUUGGUGGUGUGUAUUGUAUUUUAUAUUUAUAUUUGUACAUAAUUGUAAUGGAUAUGGAAUAAAGUGAUACUAUAUAUAUUAAA